GGUGUACAAAGGACAAUGCUAUCACAUCGAACCUGUUGCUAGGAAGGAAGAAAAUCAAUUUAUUGCUUACGUAGCUUAUCCCUUAGACCUUUUUGAAGAAGGUUCAGUUACUAACAUGUUUACUUCUAUUGUCGGUAAUGUAUUUCGGUUCAAGGCACUGCGUGCUCUACCUUUGCGAAUCCCAACCGCUUAUGUUAAAACUUUCCAAGGUCUGCCUCAUGGCAUCCAAGUUCAGAGAAAUAAAUUGAACAAGUAUGGUCGUCCCCUAUUAGGAUGUACUAUUAAACCUAAAUUGGGGUUAUCCGCUAAGAAUUAUGCUAGAGCUAUUUAUGAAUGUCUUCGUCGGGGACUUGAUUUUACCAAAAAUGAUGAAAAUGUGAAUUCCCCACCAUUUAUGCGUUGGAGAGACCGUUUCUUCUUUUGUGCUGAAGCGAUUUAUAAAUCACAGGCUGAAACAGGUGAAAUCAAAGGGCAUUACUUGAAUGCAACUGCAAUACACCCUUUGUACACCCUUUGUACAACCUUUCUACAAGCCUUGUACAACAUUUAUAAACCCUUUACAAACCCUUUGUACUAA
Messenger RNA from Vigna radiata var. radiata (mung bean), 577 nucleotides. Its product is annotated as ribulose bisphosphate carboxylase large chain. Gene Ontology annotation, biological process: carbon fixation. Gene Ontology annotation, molecular function: ribulose-bisphosphate carboxylase activity; magnesium ion binding. Lineage: Eukaryota; Viridiplantae; Streptophyta; Magnoliopsida; Fabales; Fabaceae. The record is from RefSeq and is a predicted model, not a curated record.